AUGAUAAAAUAGACAAUAAUUUUAAAGUUUAGAAAUGCUUAAAAAAUAUAAAUUAGACAAAGUUAAAAUGUGAAGGUUAUUGGUAUUAAAUUAUUAAGAAUAGAGAAUAUUAGAUUAGGAUUAAGAAUUUAAUUUUUGGCAGAGAAAUACUAUUAAAUUGCAGAGAGAUAAAAUGAUGAUGUUUAUAGAGGAGAAAUAAUGA
Molecule: messenger RNA, 202 nt
Organism: Paramecium sonneborni
Lineage: Eukaryota; Ciliophora; Oligohymenophorea; Peniculida; Parameciidae
Source: the annotation of a GenBank genome assembly